AUGAGAUCGCGUCGAACAUUGCAAAACAAGGUUUACAAUGAACUUGAUUCUACAAGAUUCAGAAACCAAUUGAUCCCUGAAAGCUCUAGAUCCACCAUGUUAGAACUAACUCCUGAAGUAUUAAGCAUUUUGAAAGAGCACACUGAGGUUUUCUCGAAGUACCUAUCGUGUUAUAUUCAUGCAUUGAACAAAUUCAUUGGAUUCUUACGAAAGGCAUCAUCACUAAGAUUUGAAAGAACUGUUUUAAUCAAAUACGUUAAGAAAUUAAGAUUUAUCAAUGAUUCAUUGAUUGCUUACAACUUUGAGGCUGAAUUCCCUGACCCUAAUAAUACACAUUUAGAUGAGGCUGUUAAGCCAUUGGCAUCGUUCCUUUUGAAAAGUAUUGAACUAUUAGAUCUAUUGAACUACUUCUUGACACAACCUUUACAAAAGGAAAUAAUCUCCAAGACUUUGAACAGUGAUUUAAAUUUGUCAGGAGAAUGCAUUGUUGCCAUUGAAGAUACUUACAAUCAUUUUGUCAAGUUUGCACAAUGGAUGAUUGAAUCAUUACAGAUCGAAAAUACCUUCUUCCAAAUUGAAGUCGUACAGUUCACAAGAAAAUGUGCCAUUGAAGAUGGUGUUGAUUUAGAAAACACUGAUAACAUCUUUUUACAACAAGUCGUGCCUGUAACGGAUACGGAAGAAUACGAAGUUAUUGCAGAAGAAUGGGCCCACAUUUUAGCCGACAAGACCCUACAAUUGGAAACCAAAUUCAAUGAAAAUGUGAUCAACUGGCAAAACAAAUUUGACAAGAAGAAAGAAGACAAAUAA
Zygosaccharomyces rouxii is the source of this 810-nucleotide messenger RNA. RefSeq names its product She2p (gene SHE2). The record is from RefSeq and is a predicted model, not a curated record. NCBI's taxonomy places the organism in Eukaryota, Fungi, Ascomycota, Saccharomycetes, Saccharomycetales, Saccharomycetaceae. The transcript has a single exon. Bases 1 to 810 code for a protein of 269 amino acids. Gene Ontology annotation, molecular function: RNA binding.